UUGUACCCUCCGUGCUACUGAGCAGACUUGCCGCGAUACAAACGGGCUUACAUCGGCUUUAAACCCACGAAAAGAUGCCCCUGCAUUGGAUUAAAACAAUAAAUCAAACACGGCGAAGUCUGGAAAAACUUUCCCCAACUGUGCCCAAACUUUGAUAGCCUGCAACAGAAAGAAAGCCACUUCCCUUCCAGUCCCGAGUGUGUUAGCAUUGUUUCAUCUUUCACCACUGGACCUGCUUUCUUUUGUGUUUUUUUGUGCUUUUUUUUCGUCUUUUCUUGGACCAAGUCUCAUGAAUUCACCGAAAAAAGACGGAGAUGAUGAUGUGCCCGUUAAAGACCCGGUGAAAUACGGCGAGUUGGUCAUUUUGGGGUACAAUGGCUCGCUCCCAAACGGAGACCGCGGCCGCAGGAAGAGCCGCUUCGCUCUUUACAGAAGGGCCAAAGCCAACGGCGUCAAACCCAGCGCUGUACACAUCCUCAACACGCCACAGGACAGCAAGGCGGUCCACAGCAGGGGGCAGCACAGCAUCUCUUUCACGCUGUCCCGAAACCAGACAGUGGUGGUGGAGUACUGCCAUGACAACAACACAGACAUGUUCCAGAUCGGACGCUCGACAGAAAGUCCCAUUGACUUUGUGGUGAUGGACACCUCCGGAGGGGGGAAAGAAGGGGAGGACCCCUCCAUCGCUCCAAGCACCAUCUCCCGUUUCGCCUGCAGAGUCGUGUGUGAGCGCAACCCACCCUACACCGCACGCAUCUAUGCUGCAGGCUUCGACUCUUCCAAAAAUAUCUUCCUAGGGGAGAAAGCAACCAAAUGGAAAAAUCCCGACGGGCACAUGGACGGCCUCACCACCAACGGUGUUCUCGUGAUGCACCCGGAGGGUUUCCCAGAAGACCCUAAGCAGGGUCUGUGGAGGGAGAUCUCUGUGUGUGGAGAUGUUUAUGCCCUGCGGGAAACCCGAUCUGGACCCAGCCGCGGAAAACUAGCGGAGGGAGAGAGCAGUGCACUGCGGGACGGCUCCCUGGUGGAUCUGUGCGGCGCCACCCUGCUGUGGCGCACAGGUGAAGGUCUCAUGCGUGCUCCCACUCUGCGUCACCUGGAGGCGCUUCGCCAGGAACUGAACGCCUCCAGGCCUCAGUGUCCCGUCGGCCUCAGCACGCUGGCGUUCCCCAGCCUGCCGCGCAGUCACAGCCUGGAGGAGCGUCAGCCCUGGGUCUACCUGGCCUGCGGCCACGUCCACGGACGCCACGACUGGGGCCAGAGAUCGGAGGGGGAGAAGGAGCCGGGAGAGGCCGACGGCUCCACGGUCCGGCGGGAGUGUCCCCUGUGCAGGAGCGUGGGUCCCUACGUCCCCCUGUGGCUCGGCUCGGAGCCCGCCGUGUACGUGGACGCGGGAGCUCCCACCCACGCCUUCGUACCCUGCGGCCACGUGUGCUCAGAGAGGACAGUCAGGUACUGGGCAGACACUCCUCUGCCCCACGGGACGCACGCCUUCAGACCCGUCUGCCCCUUCUGCUCCACCGCCCUCAGCACCCCCGGCUGGACACGGCUCAUCUUCCAGGGCCCCAUCGACUAGUCACUACUCCACAGCAACCACUAUCACAAUAACAGGGCGCUAACUGAGCUUCAUUCAUGUUUCAAGUGUUGAUGAGUCAGGAAAGGUAAUGAGUUCCAGGUGUUGAACUUUAGUGUCCAACAACACUGCAACGUUGAGUUAGUGAAUGUAGCUCAGAGCCAAAGAAUCCUUCCCCUUGUUUAUCCUUCUGCGCUUCAAGAUAAAAAGGUUCAACGAGAAUAGGCGUAGAAUAAUUUAAGUAUUUGCUUUAAACUCUAUGCGACGUCUCAUUUUCCGUCAUGCAGGGAUCUGAAAUUAGUUUUUUAUUACAACCAGACACGGCGCCGUGCGACUUUAACGAUUACCAUCCAUCAAUACGUCACCCUUCAAAAGUGACAGAUGAUAAAUGAUGCUGGUUGGCCCUUUUUUAUCUCACACGUCACUUCCAAAUGCAAUAUAAUUACGUACUUUUAUGAGGGUUCAUUUGAAUUUUUUUGUCCUUUUAUGACACACAUAUAUAUAUAUAUAUAUAUAUAUAUAUAUAUAUAUACACACACACCGUAUUUUCUGGACUAUAAGCCGCUACUUUUUUCAUAGGUUUUGAACCAUGCGGCUUAUACAAAGGUGCGGCUAUUCUGUGGAUUUUUCUUCCACCGCUCGGGCGCUCUAACCGGAAUUAGAAUAAAACUAAGACAAAAUAAAUGCAAAGAAGAAUACGCUACUUCUUCUUUAGCAGAAAGAAGAAGGUAGAAGCAGAUUUCAAACAGAUAAAUAAAUACCGGUAAUUUAUCUUGGCUGCCGUGUUAAAAGACACUGUUGGGAAAGGAUCUAUUUAGGUACAAACAUGUACAUCAUUUACAGUUCUAAAUCCUUCUGUACAUGUAGUAAAUAUCUAAUCUAACAACAUAAAUAUCUGCGGCUUAUCUUUUUUUUUUUUUAAAUGGAGCGGAUGCGGCUUAUAUGCAGGUGCUGCUUAUAGUCCAGAAAAUACGGUGUAUGUAUAUAUAUAUCUAUAUAUAUAUAUAUAUAUAGAUAUAUAUAUAUAUAUGUGUAUAUAUUUCUCCUUAACUGAUUGAUCAGAAUUCAAUGCUUCAGUUCCUCCAAAAGCCAGCGUCACGUCACUUUAUAGAUAAAUUAAUCCAUACAGCUGUACUUUCAUUUAUUAUUCAUGUAUUAUUUCCACUGGUGGAAGGAAAAAAGAAGAGAUGAAGGGAGACUAGUUAUUUUAAAAAUGAUAUUUCUCUCAUAUGUAGUUCUCCUGUUUUGUCUUCGCAUGUCCUUGUAGUGUGAAAUCUAUGCACAGAUCCCCUUUAAACAGGACGCUUUUGAGUAGUAUCUCACCUGAAAGAAUACUCCUCUUUUCUUUUUAUAACUAUGAAGCAAAAUGAGGAUAAACAAAGGCAAGGACAGAAACCGGGUGAACUCCACAACUCUCUAAAGCAAUAAAAUAGCACUUGCAUAGAUAAGCUAGAUGUUUUGCUAUAUUUAGAUUAGCCGUCCAUUCAAACACGAGAGAAACUGUUUCCAGGUUAAGGGCUCGACCGGAGGUGUGUUCAAUUCCAUGACUCAUUGAUCUAAGUAUGUAUGGUGUGACCAAAGCGCUAGAGUUUAAAAGAAAAAAAAAGAUGGGCAACCCAAAUCAGCGAUGAAAUAGCAGAUUUAUGUUGAACUACUAGUUCUAGUUGCGUUACGAUCCCCAUUAUGCUGACAGAAAGUCGGCAUGCUCAGACCUCAGACCAUACUGCAUUGCUUGCGUGAUAUGUUUGAACACACUUCUGGUACCUGAAUUAUGCUAAAAACAGGGUCCACAUGGGCGUGAUGGAGUGCCAGUAGGUUAGAUCUUGUACAACCUCAAAAGAAAAAAAAAAAAAUAUCCUUUCUGUUUCAAAGAAAACUAUUUUGUUAGUAAAUUGGGCUGG
This is a messenger RNA of Cololabis saira (Pacific saury), 3474 nucleotides long. Its product is annotated as E3 ubiquitin-protein ligase pellino homolog 2. The transcript has 7 exons. NCBI's taxonomy places the organism in Eukaryota, Metazoa, Chordata, Actinopteri, Beloniformes, Belonidae. Bases 290 to 1576 code for a protein of 428 amino acids. Gene Ontology annotation, biological process: protein polyubiquitination; regulation of Toll signaling pathway. Gene Ontology annotation, molecular function: ubiquitin protein ligase activity; protein binding. The record is from RefSeq and is a predicted model, not a curated record.